Messenger RNA from Kogia breviceps (pygmy sperm whale), 3257 nucleotides. It is a transcript of the gene ABCF1, whose product is annotated as ATP binding cassette subfamily F member 1. Gene Ontology annotation, molecular function: ATP binding; ATP hydrolysis activity. The record is from RefSeq and is a predicted model, not a curated record. NCBI's taxonomy places the organism in Eukaryota, Metazoa, Chordata, Mammalia, Artiodactyla, Physeteridae.
GGUUCCGGGCCCCAAGCUGCCGGAACCGGAAAUAGCACCCGGCGCCGCCAAGAUUGCAGUAACUGCCACCGCGAUGCCGAAGGGGCCCAAGCAGCAGCCGCCGGAGCCCGAAUGGAUCGGGGACGGAGAGACCACGAGCCCCACAGACAAAGUGGUGAAGAAGGGGAAGAAGGACAGGAAGACCAAAAAGACGUUCUUCGAAGAGCUGGCAGUAGAAGACAGACAGACUGGGGAAGAAAAUAAAGUGCUCAAGGAGAAGCAGCAGCAGCAGCAGCAGCAGCAGCAGCAGCAAAAAAAAAAGCGAGACACUCGAAAAAGCCGUCGGAAAAAGGAUGUGGAUGAUGACGGAGAGGAGAAGGAGCUCAUGGAGCGUCUUAAGAAGCUCUCAGUGCCGGCCAGUGAUGAGGAGGAUGAGGUACCUGCCCUAGUACCCCGAGGAGGGAAGAAAACCAAGGUAAGCCAUCUGUGUGGUAGACAGAGACCCCAGGGGUGCAGCCUUGACCAUCCCUCUGACUUCUCUGGGCCUUUCAUUCUCCAGGGUGGUAAUGUUUUUGCAGCCCUGAUUCAGGAUCAGAGUGAGGAAGAAGAGGAGGAGGAAGAAAAACAUCCUCCUAAGCCAGCCAAGCCAGAGAAAAAUCGGAUCAAUAAGGCUGUAUCUCAGGAACAACAGCCAGGGCUCAAGGGCAAAAAGGGAAAGGAGGAGAAGUCAAAGGGGAAGGCCAAGCCUCAAAAUAAAUUUGCUGCUCUGCACAGUGAAGAGGAGGAGGAUGAAGAGGAAGUAACAAAAGAAGAGGAACCACCCAAGCAAGGGAAGGAGAAGGCCAAGAAGGCAGAGCAGGGCUCAGAGGAAGAAGGAGAGGAGGAGGAGGAAGAAGGGGAGUCCAAGGCUGAUGAUCCCUAUGCCCGCCUUAGCAAGAAGGAGAAGAAGAAACUGAAGAAACAGAUGGAGUAUGAGCGCCAGGUGGCUUCAUUAAAAGCAGCCAAUGCUGCUGAAAAUGACUUCUCCGUGUCGCAAGCAGAGGUGUCUUCCCGCCAGGCCAUGUUAGAAAAUGCAUCUGACAUCAAGCUGGAGAAGUUCAGCAUCUCCGCCCACGGCAAGGAGCUGUUUGUCAACGCAGACCUGUACAUUGUUGCCAGCCGCCGCUAUGGGCUGGUGGGACCCAAUGGCAAGGGCAAGACCACUCUCCUCAAGCACAUCGCCAACCGAGCCCUGAGCAUCCCUCCCAACAUCGACGUGCUGCUCUGUGAGCAGGAGGUGGUAGCCGAUGAGACGCCGGCCGUGCAGGCUGUUCUCCGAGCCGACACCAAGCGCUUGAAGCUGUUGGAAGAGGAGCGGCAGCUUCAGGGACAGCUGGAGCAGGGCGAUGACGCGGCUGCCGAGAGGCUUGAGAAGGUGUAUGAGGAAUUGCGGGCUACUGGGGCGGCAGCAGCAGAGGCCAAAGCCCGCCGGAUCCUGGCCGGUCUGGGCUUUGACCCUGAGAUGCAGAAUCGACCCACACAGAAGUUCUCUGGGGGCUGGCGCAUGCGUGUCUCCCUGGCCAGGGCACUAUUCAUGGAGCCCACGCUGCUGAUGUUGGAUGAGCCCACCAACCACCUGGACCUCAAUGCUGUCAUCUGGCUCAAUAACUACCUCCAAGGCUGGCGGAAGACGCUGCUCAUCGUCUCCCAUGACCAGGGCUUCCUGGAUGACGUCUGUACCGAUAUUAUCCAUCUUGAUGCCCAGCGGCUCCAUUACUAUAGGGGCAAUUACAUGACCUUCAAGAAGAUGUACCAGCAGAAGCAGAAGGAGCUGCUGAAGCAAUAUGAGAAGCAGGAGAAAAAGCUGAAGGAGCUAAAGGCGGGCGGCAAGUCCACCAAGCAGGCGGAAAAGCAAACAAAGGAAGCCCUGACUCGAAAGCAGCAGAAGUGCCGGAGAAAAAACCAGGAUGAGGAGUCACAGGAGGCCCCUGAGCUCCUGAAGCGCCCCAGGGAGUACACCGUGCGCUUCACAUUCCCUGACCCGCCGCCGCUCAGCCCUCCGGUGCUGGGCCUGCAUGGUGUGACGUUUGGCUAUGAGGGGCAGAAACCACUCUUUAAGAAUCUGGAUUUUGGCAUUGACAUGGACUCAAGGAUCUGCAUCGUGGGCCCUAACGGUGUGGGGAAGAGCACCCUGCUGCUGCUGCUGACAGGCAAGCUGACGCCGACUCGUGGGGAAAUGAGGAAGAACCACCGGCUGAAAAUUGGCUUCUUCAACCAGCAGUAUGCAGAGCAGCUGCGCAUGGAGGAGACGCCCACCGAGUACUUGCAGCGGGGCUUCAACCUGCCCUACCAGGAUGCCCGCAAGUGCCUGGGCCGCUUCGGCCUGGAGAGUCACGCCCACACCAUCCAGAUCUGCAAACUCUCUGGUGGGCAGAAAGCCCGAGUUGUGUUUGCAGAGUUGGCCUGUCGGGAGCCCGAUGUCCUCAUCUUGGACGAGCCCACAAAUAACCUGGACAUUGAGUCUAUUGACGCUCUUGGGGAGGCCAUCAACGAAUACAAGGGUGCUGUGAUCGUCGUCAGCCAUGAUGCCCGACUUAUCACAGAAACCAACUGCCAGCUGUGGGUGGUGGAGGAGCAGAGCGUCAGCCAGAUUGAUGGUGACUUCGAAGACUACAAGCGGGAGGUGUUGGAGGCCCUGGGUGAAGUCAUGGUCAACCGGCCCCGAGAGUGAGCUUUCUUUCCUGAACAUCCCCUCGUCUCCUCUCCACUCGGAAGUCUGCUCUGGUCUUCUGCAGCUGGUGCAGUAGCUACUUGGGUACAUGAAGGCGGAGCGUGGUCUUGAUGAGACCAGCAUACCGCUUUGAUUGCUUCCUCUUCUCUGAAAGACUUGUCUGAUUGCUCUCUUCAGAUAACUGAGGUGGCCUUGUCCUUGAAAUCCCUCUGUACAAGCGGAGGUGAUCUUUGUUAUGGGGUUCCAUCCAGUCAAGCUCAUGUGGCCAGUUGUCUGAGACUGUCCUCACUCAGAAGCCUACGUCUGGUCCGCCUCAAAGCUUCAGGCCCAGCUGCUGCCCUGUUCUGUGAGUGGUGCUGCUUUUUUCUGGUGGAUUUAAUGCUGACCUAACUGAUACGGCUGAUGCAGAUCAGAGCUGGAGGAGAGUUCUGAGGCCUGUGCUGUCACCCAGGAUUUGGUGCCUGCAGUCUCUAGUCUGGUUGGGGACUUGGGGGCAGGAAAGGAAUGCUGCUGAACUCGAAUCACCUUUUACAAGGGGAAGAAAUAAAGGAAAGGAGUUGCGCCGCCC